GGCCUACAUCCUAACUGUGAUCUGCGUAAUGUAAUGCUUGACUACUGGGCAGAUGAAUAUUGUUCCCGCCUAUUCCCGCAAAAAUCAAAGUAAUACGAAUAUUCGUCUCACGCACGCGAGCUGAGCGGUUGUGUUCGAUAUUGCUCUGUAUCAUGGUAUCCCAACGCCGAUCAACUCAGUCCAGAAAAGGCAAAGAAGCUAAUCCAUCGACUCCGGAGACAAAUAUUCCUUCCUCUGAUAUUCUCAGUAGUUCGCAGAAGGAUGAUGAAGGUUUGGGAGGUACAACAUUUCGCUACAGUCCAACAAUUUCUUUUUCGAGCAGCUUCUUUAUUGAACAAGUUGCCACCGUCUUUCUUAGCCGUAAACUCAGCAGUUCAACUGAAAGCAUUGCUAAAGAAAGUAGAUAUUCUGCAGCUAUGUGGAGUUGACGACGUUGUGUAAUUUGACAUCUAUUGCAGUUACUUAUCCUCUAUUGGCAUGAUCUGUUACGCAUCUAGCUAGCUUCAUCUUAUGCCUGGAAGUGAAUUCUCUUGCUUCAGUUUCUGUUACUAACGAUAUGGUUUGCUGUUGCAUUGUUGUUUUUCUAACCGCUCCUA
Cylicocyclus nassatus is the source of this 596-nucleotide messenger RNA. The record is from the annotation of a GenBank genome assembly. NCBI's taxonomy places the organism in Eukaryota, Metazoa, Nematoda, Chromadorea, Rhabditida, Strongylidae.